GUUUCCCCCCCCUGGACCCACGUGUGUUUCGAAAGGAGAAAUCUUAGGAGCGGCUACAGCUACCCUCUGUGAAAUUGUCGCAUCUGGACAUCGCUAGGCCUCGGUGGCCAGGACAUCGCCAUGCCUAAAGGACUGAAAGGAAAAAUGGUAGGACGGGAAAAAAAAGUCAUCCAUCCGUACAGUAGAAAAGCAGCUCAGAUUACAAGAGAGUCUCACAAACAAGAUAAGAAGGAAAGAUUGAAGACUGAGAGGGCCUUGCGUCUCAACCUUAUUGGUGACAAACUUCAGUGGUUUCACAGUCAACUGGAUACAAAAAAAACGAGAUAUUCAAAGAAAGAUGCCUGUGAAUUAAUUGAAAGGUACUUGGAUCGGUUUAGCAGUGAGCUGGAGCAGAUUGAGUUACACAACAGCAUCAAAGACAGGCAGGGAAGGCGGCACCAUUCCCGGGAGGCCGCCAUCAAGCAGACUAUGGAGAGGGAGCGGCAGCAGUACGAAGGCUACGGCUUUGAGAUCCCGGACAUUUUAGACCCUAAUACUCUGCAGACUUUCCGGGAAUGGGAUUUUGAUCUGAAGAAAUUACCAAACAUCAAAAUGAGGAAACUUUGUGCUAGUGAUGCAGUUCCUAAGAAGCGGAAACAGAAAAAUAUUUUAAAUAUAGAAAAGGAUUUAGGAGAAUUAGAAAUAACAGGAGAAAUUGGAGACACUACAGAUGGGAAACUGGAACCAGCAAGUGAAUCAAGUGACACAGAUGAAGAAAUGACUCCAGUGCCUGCCAGUCCUCACUGAAAUACAUGAGACCCUUACGUCCUACUCACUGACUAUGGCGCAUAGUCAUUUAUGUGUGGGCUGGUGAGAUGGCUCAGCAGGAGCUUGCAGCCAAGCCUGACUGCCGAAGUUUGUUUCCGAGGAUCCGUGGGGUAAAGAGAACAGAUGCUACAAGUUUUCUUCUAACGUCCACAUGCUCACCAUGGGAAGUGCACAUAUGCAUGCACACAAAUAAAAUUUAUUUUGUUAAUUAUCUAUGUAAGAAUUUGCUGUUGAACUCACUCUCAAAUAAGUAUUUGCAAUUUCAAAAUAGGUUUUUGGUUUUUAUUUAAGAAUUCUCUUUAAAUUGCUUUUAAAAUUCAGAGAUUGUAUUAAUCUGCUUUUCAUUAUAGCUAAAUACCCAAUGCUGGGAACUUAGCCGAGAGUCUAAGUAAUAGCCCAGUGCAGUUCUGCUGAGGCUUCUCUGUUUGCAUCACAUCAUGGGCAACAUCAUCGUGAUGGAAACCUAUCGGAGGAGGAUGCAGCAGGCAAGAUAGGAAGGUCUAUAUGUGGCACUAACGUCCUCUCAGCUCUGAAUAUCAGCAUAUGGAAGGGGAGCAGUUUCUAAUAUGUAAACUCCAGCCAGGGUCACAGUUAAAACCUAUUGAAAACAGCAGUGAUCUUCAGUGGCUCUUUAACCCGAGUUUUGUAGGAGGAGGAAGUGAAAAAAAAAUAGGGAUAAUGAAGAUAGCCUGGUCAGUGACAUGCGACAGAGCGCCUGAGUUUCCCCAGCACCCAUCAUAAGUAAGAGGCUGUUGCCGUGUGCCCAUCAUCCCAGUGCUGUGGAAGGGAGGGUGGGUAGAGAAGGUGAACAGGCACAAGGUGAACAGUGCUGGCUCAAGAGUCCAGUUGUGGCUGACACCCAUUGCUAAACGCCUCUCCAACUUCCUCAUUCUCCCUUCCGGCAGCUGCUGUGAUGUCCAGCUUGCCUGCCAUGUUGUUGAUUAUAGGCUAAUAAAAUUGACCUGGAGCUUC
Messenger RNA from Grammomys surdaster, 1779 nucleotides. RefSeq names its product translation machinery associated 16 homolog (gene Tma16). The record is from RefSeq and is a predicted model, not a curated record. The transcript is spliced from 7 exons. Gene Ontology annotation, cellular component: nucleus. Lineage: Eukaryota; Metazoa; Chordata; Mammalia; Rodentia; Muridae. Bases 121 to 786 code for a protein of 221 amino acids.